Molecule: messenger RNA, 6450 nt
Organism: Sitodiplosis mosellana (orange wheat blossom midge)
Lineage: Eukaryota; Metazoa; Arthropoda; Insecta; Diptera; Cecidomyiidae
Gene: wdb
Product: serine/threonine-protein phosphatase 2A 56 kDa regulatory subunit epsilon isoform
Exons: 8
Coding region: 1186-2781 (531 amino acids)
Biological process (GO): signal transduction; protein dephosphorylation
Cellular component (GO): nucleus; protein phosphatase type 2A complex; cytosol
Molecular function (GO): protein phosphatase activator activity
Source: RefSeq, a predicted model, not a curated record
CGGGCAAACGAACGAACAAACGAACGAAAAAAAUAAAAUAAAAUCAUUCACAAUGAUAUGGAGUAUAACACAUAUACUUAGCCAAGUUCACAUCUAUAUUUAUAGCCACCGCGAAAAUCCAUUGUAGAAAAUCUGUCAUGUCAAACUUUCAUCAGGUGCAGCUAAAUAGAUAUAGCAAAGAGAUUUUUUUUCAUCAUCGUUUGCUUUGUGUGUUUAGUGAUUUUAAUUUACGUCAAAAUUAUGAAUUGAUUCAUUGAGUGAGAGCGAAAAUGUGACGGACAUCGCAUGUCUUUGAUAUUGGAAAAUCAACGAAUUCAUUCAAUUUACUCUUUGAAUUUGGACGAUUAUUCGAAUUUGACGUUGAUAAUGAAAAAUGCCAAGGCGAAUUCUAUUUUAAUUCCGUGUCUGUGAAAAAGGAUUUUCUAGCAAAUGGGCGACAGUUAACAAAUAAAAUGAAAUAGCAUCCGCGCGCGCGUAAUGUGUAUAAAUUUCGGAAUUCGUUUCAUAAUCCGCAAGGUUUAAAGCAUUUUUAGUGUUAUUGUUAUUUAACUAUAUUAUUUUUAUUAUUAAUUAUUGAAUAAAAUCAACACACACAUAACUAUUCUUUUUUGUACUAAUUAAAUAAUUUAUCAACUUAUCUUAUUGUGUGUGGCAACAAAAAAAGAAUAAUUACAACAAAAAAGAAAAGAAGAAGCGACCACAACAAACAUCAACAGCAACAGUAACAGCAACAAAAAUCGAUCUUAACUCAUUUAACACACAUCGUCUCUCCUGGGAAUCAAAUCCAAAAUAAAUUAAUAACAGACACAAACAGCCCAGUUUUAUGUUAAAAACUAAACUAAAAAGCAAAUGCAUUCAUUAAUCAGAUUCUUUUAAAACCGAAUUGAGAUAAAAAAUAAUAAUAAUAAUAAAAUAAACAAAAUCAACAUAAAGGAAUUAAACGUAAAGAAGGCGCGACAGACCGUUUAGCUUAUCGAUAAUACAAUUUACAUAAAUUGCGAACAUAUACACAUAUAUAUCCCUCAGACUCAAAAAGCGCUGUAAAAAAAUAACAUAAUUCGAUAAAGUGCUGGACACAACAAACACAAACACAAACACACACAAACAAGCAUAACAGACAAGGACAACAGAAAUUGAAUUAAAUUGAACUGUUGAAUGGUUAUCAAGUAUCUCAGUGCAUAAAAUAUGGCAUCGGGAACAUUUGUUGAUCGCAUCGACCCAUUUGCUAAACGAUCACUCAAAAAGAAAAGUAAAAAGUCCCAGGGUUCAUCCAGGUACAGAAAUUCGCAGGAUGUAGAAUUGCAGCCGCUGCCGCAGCUAAAAGCCGACAGUUCCAGUUUGGAUCAGGAGGAGCUUUUUAUAAAAAAGUUACGUCAAUGCAGCGUGUCGUUUGAUUUUAUGGAUCCAGUGUCAGACCUGAAGGGAAAAGAGAUCAAACGAGCUGCGCUUAAUGAUCUAUCCACUUACAUUACUCAUGGUCGGGGCGUACUAACAGAAGCUGUUUAUCCGGAAAUCAUUCGAAUGAUAUCGCUAAAUCUAUUCCGGACACUACCGCCGAGCGAGAAUCCGGACUUUGACCCAGAAGAAGAUGAUCCCACUUUAGAAGCAUCCUGGCCACAUUUGCAAUUAGUUUAUGAAGUGUUUCUACGAUUUUUAGAGUCACAAGAUUUUCAAGCAACUAUAGGAAAGAAAGUGAUCGACCAAAAAUUCGUGCUACAACUGUUGGAACUAUUCGACUCAGAAGAUCCGCGAGAAAGAGAUUUCCUAAAGACCGUGUUGCAUCGUAUUUAUGGAAAAUUCUUGGGGCUUCGGGCUUUCAUACGUAAACAAAUCAAUAACAUAUUUUUGCGCUUUAUUUAUGAAACCGAACACUUCAACGGAGUUGGUGAGCUGUUGGAAAUUCUGGGCAGCAUUAUUAACGGUUUCGCAUUACCUCUGAAAGCGGAGCAUAAGCAGUUUCUGGUCAAAGUUCUGUUGCCACUUCACAAAGUGAAAUGUUUAUCAUUAUAUCAUGCUCAGCUAGCGUACUGUGUGGUACAAUUUCUGGAAAAGGAUGCCGUUCUGACUGAGCCGGUCGUGCGUGGUCUCUUGAAAUUCUGGCCAAAGACAUGUUCACAGAAGGAAGUGAUGUUUUUAGGUGAAAUAGAAGAAAUUUUGGAUGUCAUCGAUCCACCGCAAUUCGUGAAAAUUCAAGAGCCACUAUUUCGUCAAAUCGCCAAAUGUGUCUCCAGUCCACAUUUUCAGGUUGCGGAGAGAGCGCUGUACUUCUGGAAUAAUGAAUAUGCCAUGUCUCUUAUUGAGGAAAAUAAUACUGUUAUAAUGCCAAUUAUGUUUCCUGGUCUGUAUCGCAUCAGCAAAGAACAUUGGAAUCAAACAAUCGUUGCGCUCGUUUACAAUGUUCUAAAGACAUUUAUGGAAAUGAAUUCGAAGCUCUUUGAUGAGCUGACCGCGAGUUACAAAGCUGAACGACAAAAAGAGAAAAAGCGAGAGCGUGAACGUGAAGAGCUAUGGAAAAAGUUGCAUGAGCUGGAGAUUAGUCGUACAAAUAGAAUGAACUCAUCCAAUAGCGAUACAAUUCAAUCUCCGACGAACACCUCAACAUCUGCAUCAAGUAAUCCAUUCUCGAGCACAACCACUUCAACCACAACAAAGACUAAUACUACAAGCGCCGCUAGUGCUGCUGCUGCCGCCUCAGCAGCCGGCUCAAUAAAUCCAUCGGCUGAUAGUACAGGAGAUACAUAUAAUUUAAUUAAAAAAGAAAAUGUAUUAAAAGAGGAUUAACACAUUAAAUUUACGCAAAUAACAAGCAAAAAGAAUGAAAAGAAAACUGAAAAGUGAGAAAAAAUGAGAAAUAAGAAAUGAGAAAUGAAUUAAACAAACAAAAAAAAAAUUAAAUAAUUAAUUACACAUACACACAAAAACACACUAAAGCAGAAAAAAAUAUUUAAAAAAUUAUAUAUAUUGUGAAUUGUAUAUGUUGUGGUUUAUUAUUACCAGUGUUACGAUUGCGCUUCAGGUCAUCGAAUGAGCGACAACCAAAAAUGGGCACUGUGAGAUAUCAAAUCGAAUGCGAAUGACACCAAUUGCCAAACGGCAAUCUGCUUUGGCGAAUGCGAAACGCUUUUCAGUUUUCAGAAAAGUGCCCAUUCGAUAUUGGAUUUGCGACGGACACGGACGUACGGCGACAUUCUCAAAGUUCAAUAUGCUCUUUCUCAUUGCCCCCGAAAAAAAAUAACUCUCUCAUUCGAUGAACUGGCUCUGGAUCUGAACACUGAUUAUUACUAUUAUUAUUAUUUAUUUCUUCAUUUAUUUUUAUGUUUCUUUCCAUUGAAAAGCAAAAAAAAAAUGCAAAACCACAACCAAAAUGUUCUCUUUUUAGUCCUUUUGAAAGCCUCCAUAUCUAUCGAUACAUACGAACAUACGCUUUCUUUUCGUUGUCAAUUAGCAAAAAGCAAGCGAAAUAAUUAAUUUUAUUUGAAACUCCCUGCCCUCAACACACCCAUCAAAUCCCUCGAUCCCUAAUUCCAAUUGUAUGUAAAACAACACAAAAAAAACCCAACUCAAACAAGAAAUUAUCGAAAUAAAAAAAAAGUUCAAAAUUUAUGUUUUGAUUUACGACACACAAAAAAAUGAAUGAAAUAUAAAAGAUGAUUAUGAUGAAUGAAAUAAAUUCCGUACUCUGAUUUCUUUGAUAAAUCAAUUAUUUUUUUUAUACUACUUUAUUCGAAAGUAAUGAAGUAGACACCCAGAAGAUGAAGAAAAAAACAACAACAAUGGAUUAAAUUAAAAGGAAAAGAAAAUAAAUAAAUAAAAAAAACAAUAUUUAUAAAUAUGAUUAUUAUAAUGAUUGAAUGUAUCCUAUGCGACCGAUGAGAAAGAAGGUGAAAACUAGAAGUUGAAACAUGAAAAUUGAUUGAAUGCAUUUUAGAGCUACACUGAAUCAAAGAGCUAGAAACUGAGAAAAAAAAUAAACAGAAACACACGUGAGAAGAAUGGACGAUGGAAACAUCAAGUAUUAAUUAAUAAGUUGGAACUACAUAAACAUAUAUUAUAUAAUAUAACAAAGAAGAACAAAAUAUAUGAAGAAAAAACCUGGCGAAGAUAACUAUAAUUAUCAGCAACGGUUGUCAGCAGUCGGCAUGUCUGUUGAAAUGAUUUGUUGGCAAUGCUGACUAGCGUCGCUGAUAAAAAUAAACAUACAGACAGUCAAAGAACAAAUUUAAAUCAUACAAUACAAAAAAAAGCAGAAAAGGAAGUAGGCAUAAGGUGUUCAAAAGUGAAACAAACUGUACAGUCGAAUAAACAAAUAGGAAAAAAUUAUGUUCGUUUCAAUUUUCGAAUUUGGCUUGCAAACGUUCUUUUUGUUUUGGUUUUGUUCAAAGCAAUUUCCAUUUUCAUUCCAAUUUCGGUUAAAACAAAUUAAACUGAUUCUCCAUCAUACAUUGUGAAGCUAUAGCAUGAGCAUUUUGAACGAUAAAAUUUCAAUAGUUUCCGCUUGCCAUUUUUUUGCAAUCUCUCGCUCUCCUUCUCUUUCUCACUCUCUCUUUCUCUCCUCCUCCUUUUACCGUUUUUUUUUAAUUUUCUAAAUUUACUUUGCUUUUUAUAUCUAAACGAGAAAAAAAAUAGAUCAAAUUCAUUAGAAAUGUCGAUUCGUGUGUGUGUUGCGACUUCACAUUUUUUAUCACUGUCCUCAUAUCUUUUAGCACGUGCAUUUAAAUCAAUGAACAAAAUGUGGAAGAAUAGGCGAUGAUCUGACAGCAAUAGUAUUAAUAAACCAUUAAGAAGAAAAUGCAGCACAUGUACCGAUCAAAUGCAUAAUGAAAUUUAGAGAGAAAACCAAGAUGAGCUAAAUAAAAACCAAAAACAGUCAGAAAAUAAAGAGAGAGAAAAGUGCAAACAUGUGAAACAGAUACAUGCGUAAUAGAAUGGUGCCAAUGCGAGAGAGAGAGAGAGAGAGUAGACGGUGUCGAUCGGUAGCCAAUUAAUGCCCCAAUACGUGGGUUCAAUCGCAGUCACCCGAAUUUCGAAAAUAACUUGAAAUCUUCCGUUAGCCGCCUCUCCGUUCGAUCUUAUUUCUUUUUGCAUUGUUUUUGUUUUCUUUUCCUGCGUGUUACACUUUUAUUCUUUAUCUUUUUCUUUCCUUUUUUCGGUCAUAAGCAACAAAAACUCGUACUGUUUCUCAUGAAAAAAAAAAUUGGUUGGUCUUUAGAUUUCUGGUAAGGAGAUUUACUAGUUCAUUAUUUCGUCCGUCUUAUUGUCACCACAUUCACAUUGUUGAAAUUCAACAGGCGUAAACGGAUUAUUUGAUUUUAUUUUCAAACAUAUGAAGCAAUUUCUCAUCGAAAAACGAAUACAUGAAAGAACAAACAAAAAGAGAACAAAAUAAAAUUCGGAAAAACAAAUAAAAUCAAUCCUCUUUUAACGCCACUCUAAAGCGUAUCUGAGAGGAGGUAAGUAAAAAAUACAAGAAAUUUACUGACAACAACACAAACACACACUCACAAUGUGCAAACUAUGUCGCGAUAUGCAAAAAACAACCGUUUAAGGAAAGAGAAAAAAAACAAACAAAUAAAAAAAUAAAUAUAAUGAUAAUAAUAAUGCAUAAUUAUAAUGAGAGAUAUAUUAGUUUCAUAGUCAGUGACCGAAGUGAAAUUGUAUUUUUCGAAUCACACUAUCCUAAAAGAAGAAAACUGAGGCAGAAAUAAAAAUGAAUAAUGACAAAAAAGGAAACAAAAUAAUAGUAUAUGUUGUAGUUAAAGAAAAAGAAAAUAAUUAAAAACAUUGAUUGAAUGGAGAAAAAAAACAAACACACAUACGAAAAACUACAGCUACACACCAAUUUCCAUGCAAGCUCCUGAUAUUCAAUCAUUGUUUAUUUUAUGAUUUGCUGUUGGUCUCGUUUACUUUUCUUUUCAUUUCGUGUUCAAUUUCUGCAGACGAAAAAAGAAAAAAAAGGACUUCAAACUAAAAUGCAAUCAAAUCAACUUGACACAGCCCAUGGAAGAGUGGCAAAGAAACAUUUCGCAAAAAAUCAGUGAUCGCAAGAAUUUGCAAUAGAAAACAGAGAACCAUUUCAUUGUUUAUUUGCUCCAUCAAUUCGAUUGUACUUUUUACACACACAAUCGAUAAACAUCAACCGAAUUAUGUGAUUGCUGUGGAAUUUCAUGUCGAUUUUUCUGAAACAUUUCAAUGGCUAUAAAGUGUACUAUUCUAAUUGAAACGCAACUUUUUAUUCGUUCCUUACAUUUUACUGUAUAUAUCGUUUGAUAUGUUCUCAAAUUUUAAAACAACGUUUCACUCUCAUGCGCAAUUCAAAGAUUUCCAAUCGAUUCCAUAAAAAAUUAUUUUAAAAACAAAACGAGAAUACAAAGAAUAGCCAUGUAUCGAUUAUCACACAUUGUAAUUUUUCCGUAUAGAAUCGCCAUCAAAUGAUAUUACACGAGAAACACA